Elephantulus edwardii (Cape elephant shrew) is the source of this 2004-nucleotide messenger RNA. It is a transcript of the gene ITPKC, whose product is annotated as inositol-trisphosphate 3-kinase C. Gene Ontology annotation, cellular component: cytoplasm; nucleus. The record is from RefSeq and is a predicted model, not a curated record. Gene Ontology annotation, biological process: inositol phosphate biosynthetic process. The transcript is spliced from 7 exons. Gene Ontology annotation, molecular function: inositol-1,4,5-trisphosphate 3-kinase activity; inositol tetrakisphosphate kinase activity. Bases 1 to 2004 code for a protein of 667 amino acids. Lineage: Eukaryota; Metazoa; Chordata; Mammalia; Macroscelidea; Macroscelididae.
AUGAGGCGCUGCCCGUGCCGCGGUAACCUGAGCGAAGCGGAGGCCGGGGCGCUGCCCGGAGCGGCCCGCAUGGGACUGGACGCGCCGCGAGGGGGGCGGCGGCGGCAGCCGGGACAGCAGCGACCAGGGCCGGGCGCAGGGGGCCUGGCCGGAUGGCCGGAGGGGGGCGGGCCCUGCGCUCGGACCGAGGAGUCCAGCUUGCACCGUGAGCCCAGGAGGGCCGGCCUGGGGCCUGAGCCAGAGACAGACGGUCUUCCGACAGAGCCCUGGACAGACGGACAGGCUGAACUCGCGGCUGUUGGCUUCGGAGUUGAGACGGAGAGGCCCGACCGAAAAACAGAGCCGGAUAGAUCCAGCCUGCGGACGCAUCCAGAGAGGAGCAGCCACCGUUCCGAGCUGGAGAGGGCCGAUGGUUGCAUAGAGACUGGGAAAGAUGGCUUUUGGACUGACACACAGAGGUCCGACGUAUGGACUCAGCCAGAGGUUGAAGAACCCUGGACAGACCUAGAAACAAAUGGGCCGCAGAUCCUGCCAGAGAGGGAUAGUGUUUGUGCAGAUGGCCUCUGGGCCCAUCAGAACAGGGCCAGCGCCCGAACUCAGCCGGGGGAGCCGUGUCCCUCAAGGGAGCCAAGUGCUGAAUGCCCCUGCAGAGAAUUGCAUACUGAUGGCUCCAGGACACACGGAACUGAAGGCGCUUGGACAGAGACACAUGCCGAUGGGUCUCAGGCCCAACAGGAUCCUGAAACAGCUUGGAAACACUUUGGCCCCAAUGGUGUCCAGGUCCAACAUGAUACUGGUGAUUUUUGCACACAGCCUAAGACUAACUAUGUAGCUGAAGAACUUCCCCAGGAUGGGCCAUUAGAGGAAUCAGAAAUUGGAGAGUUGGUGACUCACCUGUCCUCCCACCUGGGGCAUAGUCUCAGGUGCUCUGUGCCCCGCCUUAUCGUCACCCCUGAGACCCCCGAACCCGAGGUCCAGCCUGUGGGACCUCCCUCCCACUUUGAGGGGGGCAGCGGUGGCUUCUCCUCUGCCUCCUCUUUCGACGAGUCUGAGGAUGACGUGGUAGUCGGGGUUGGAGGUACCAGCGACCCUGAGGACAGGUCUGGGAACAAGUCAUGGAAGAGGCUGAAGACAGUGCUGAAGUAUUCACCCUUCAUGGUCUCCUUCCACAAACACUACCCUUGGGUCCAGCUGUCCGGACAUGUUGGGAACUUCCAGGCUGGAGAGGAUGGUCGGAUUCUAAAGCGAUACUGUCAGUGUGAGCAGCAGAGCCUGGAGCAGCUGAUGAAUGACCCCCUGCGCCCUUUCGUGCCAGCCUACUAUGGUGUCGUGGAGCAGGACGGCCAGACUUUCAACCAAAUGGAAGAUCUCCUGGCCGACUUUGAGGGCCCCUCCAUCAUGGACUGCAAGAUGGGCAGCAGGACCUACCUGGAGGAGGAGCUGGUGAAGGCACGUGAACGGCCCCGGCCCCGGAGGGACAUGUACGAGAAGAUGGUGGCUGUGGACCCUGCGGCCCCCACAGCUGAGGAGCACGCCCAGGGUGCAGUGACCAAGCCCCGCUACAUGCAGUGGCGGGAGACUGUGAGCUCCACGUCCACCCUGGGCUUCCGGAUUGAGGGCAUCAAGAAAGCUGAUGGAACCUGCAACACCAACUUCAAGAAGACACAAGAGCUGGAGCAAGUGACAAAGGCCCUGGAGGACUUUGUGGACAGAGACUAUGAAAUCCUGAGAAAGUACGUGGCUCGCCUCAAGGGACUCCGUGAAGCUCUGGAGAACUCUCCCUUCUUCAAGACCCAUGAGGUGGUGGGCAGCUCCCUUCUCUUUGUGCAUGACCACAUGGGCUUGGCAAAGGUCUGGAUGAUUGACUUCGGCAAGACUGUGGCCCUGCCUGACCACCAGACACUCAGCCACCGGCUGCCCUGGGCUGAGGGCAACCAUGAGGACGGCUACCUCUGGGGCCUGGACAACAUGAUCCACCUCCUUCAGGGGUUGGCCCAGAGCUGA